AUGGAUACUUGGUUGUUAUUACAGGCCUUUCUCUGCUUUGCCACACUAGCCUUCAUCAUCACCAAAAUCCUCCCCAACCCACGCCGCGGGCCGAAACCCAAACUUCCCCCGGGCCCAAAGCCAUGGCCCGUGAUCGGCAACCUCCACCUGAUCAGCCACAUUCCCCAUCAAUCCCUCCACUCCCUAUCCCAAAAAUACGGCGAAAUAAUGCUUCUAAAAUUUGGUACAUUUCCCGUGAUUGUCGCCUCAUCCCCUGAGAUGGCCAAACAGUUCCUAAAGACGCACGAUGCAGUUUUCGCCUCCCGACCUCCACUCUCCGCCGGCAAGUACAUAUCCUUCAACUACUCUGACGUGGGCUUUGCCCCGUACGGCCCGGAAUGGCAGCAGGCCCGCAAAAUCUUCACUUCGGAGAUUUUCAACGCCAAGAGUCUGGAAUCAACCGAGAAGAUUCGGGCUGAGGAGAGCAGUAAUCUCAUUUCCCGACUAUUUUCCCUGUCGGGAGAGCCCGUCGUGCUGAGGGGCCACUUGAUGCGCUACACCCUCUUGAUCGUAUGCCGUAUGGUCUUCAACGAUUUUAACGAGCCAUCAAAUGAAAAGGGUGUGGAAGAAUUGGAUGAGCUGCUGGGCUUGCUUAACGAGUGGUUUCUCCUUAGCGGGGUGUAUAAUAAUAUUGGGGAUUGGGUGCCGUGGCUCGAUUUUCUUGAUCUUCAGGGGUACGUGAAGAGGAUGAAGGCUUUGAAUAGGAAGCUCGACCGAUUUCUUAGCUAUGUGAUUGAUGGUCGUAAGGCUAGGAAAAUGGGUGAUGAUCAGAGAACGUUGAAAGACGUUGUGGAUGUGUUAUUGCAGCUUUCUGAGAAUCCAAAUCUUGACGUUAAGAUGACAAAUGAUCGUGUCAAGGCAUUAGUACAGAACCUACUGGUCGGAGGCUCAGACACCUCAGCAACCGUAGUCGAGUGGACAAUCCUCGAACUCCUCAAACACCCUCACGCAAUAGAAAAGGCUAGAGACGAGCUCAACAGGGUCAUCGGGAGAAACAGAUGGGUAAACGAGUAUGACUUCUCUAAACUACCCUACGUAGAAGCCAUCAUCAUGGAGUCGCUAAGACUACACCCAAUCUCCACUCCACUCGUGCCACAUUACGCGCUCAAAGACUGCAAAGUCAAAGGCUACGACAUAUCAAAGGGAACAACUGUCCUAAUCAACACGUGGAGCAUCGGGCGGGACCCACAGGCUUGGGCUGCGCCCGAGGAAUUCUCCCCCGAGAGGUUUUUAGGCAAAGAGGUAGACUUGUUGGGUGGCGAUUUUGUGCUUUUCCCGUUUGGGUCGGGGAGGAGGAGAUGUCCCGGGUAUAACCUCGGGCUUAAGAUGGUCCGAACGACGUUGGCUAAUUUGCUACACGGGUUCGAUUUGAGAUUGAUCGAGGGCACGAGCCUUGAGGAUAUGUGCAUGGAAGAGGAGUAUGGCCUGAGUACACAUCUCAAAAUCCCUAUUUCCAUUAUUAUGGAGCCUACUCUUCCAAGCCAUCUUUAUUAAAAGCCUUUUAAGCUUUGGUUAUUAUUUAUGAUGUCAAAAGAUGUUAGUAUAUAUACCAUUUCUAUGAUGGUUGUUGUUGAUGAGCCACAAAUCCCAAAAACACAUAUAGUACAGGUUGGACCUAAGGGAGAUUUGGGGAUCAUAAUUACCUUAUACUUACUCGUGGAAACUUGUCAUGUUAUGCAGCUAUAAUUGUCUUCUUCGUUCAAGAAACUUGUAAUUUUUGUGACAAUAAUAUUUUUGGCCACCAUUUGUAUGCGCCAACGAAAGUGUGAACCUAGGAAUUAGUUAUAGGAGAAGUGGGAGAUGUCACCUCCCGGACUUGGAUUGCUACAAUUUUGUAAUGUACAGUCUACAUUUAGUAAUUUUCAUAUGAAUAGGUACAACCGGGUUCAACAACAUGACCUGAUGACCUGACGUUUGAAAUCGGUAACUUGAGACAAGCCUGGG
Striga asiatica is the source of this 1983-nucleotide messenger RNA. Lineage: Eukaryota; Viridiplantae; Streptophyta; Magnoliopsida; Lamiales; Orobanchaceae. The record is from the annotation of a GenBank genome assembly.